This is a messenger RNA of Habropoda laboriosa, 5922 nucleotides long. Its product is annotated as nucleolar pre-ribosomal-associated protein 1. The record is from RefSeq and is a predicted model, not a curated record. Gene Ontology annotation, cellular component: nucleolus. Gene Ontology annotation, biological process: maturation of 5.8S rRNA from tricistronic rRNA transcript (SSU-rRNA, 5.8S rRNA, LSU-rRNA); maturation of LSU-rRNA from tricistronic rRNA transcript (SSU-rRNA, 5.8S rRNA, LSU-rRNA). The transcript is spliced from 15 exons. Lineage: Eukaryota; Metazoa; Arthropoda; Insecta; Hymenoptera; Apidae.
AUGAAGACCGAUUUAGAAAAUAAAUCGCCUGAUUUUGGAAAUAACAUCAAAAAGAGGAAGAAGCAAAAAGUUUCAGAAAUGAAUCAUGUAGAUAUUAAGCAUAUUGAUGGUAAUUUGCAAGCAGUUGAUGAACAAAAUGAUACAAACAUGCUCAAAAGGAAUUUAGCUUAUGAUGAAAACGAAAUAAUUAAAAAACAGAAGAAAAACCAUAUCAAAAAAAUAUACAAAUUGAACAUUUAAAAUUAAUUAAUGGUAUUGUACAUAUUUUUUUAUGUUAUAUAUAUGUAUAUAAGAUAUGUAGAAAGUAUUAACAAAGAUGAAAAUUUCGAAGACAAAGAAGAUAUAAAUAAAGAAACGCAACAUUUGGAUGGAAUCACUUUAAGGGAAAGUUUUAAUUCUCCAAAUGGUUUAGAUAUGUUAAGAAAAUUUGUCAAAAUCUGUAAUGAAAACAAAAAAAGAGAUUUAGCUGCAGAAUAUUUAAAUACAGGUGGCAAUAUUUUGGAAAUAUUAAGAUUAUUAGAUACUUCAGAAAAGAAAGGUACUAGUACUAUUACAAUUGUAUGUGCUGCUGUAAAGAUAUUAAUAAUGAAGAUUUUAACACAAUAUCCAGAAUACCAAACUGAAGCAGAAAGAGCAUGUCAUCACUUAAUUAAUUCACAUUUAUCAUUAAUUCAUUCAAUGAUGUCUGCAAAAAGUAAUGUAAAACAACGAAAAAUAAUUUUGCAAUUACUUGCUGUAAUAGUUUCAUUAGGUGGUACUUUACCACGUGAACUACUUUCUCACCUAGCUUUACCUCCAGAACUUGUUAAAUCUUUUGUGCAGCAUACAAAACCCACAGAUGAUCAGAAUAUAAGGAACUGUUUUAUUCACUUCAUCCUUGCUUUCUUAAUAGAAGGAAGUGUACCAGUCAUUAGGUCUCUUUUGGAUAAACAGCAUUUGCUUUCUAGUAUAUUCCCUGAUCUUAUAUAUGAUUCUAAAGAUAUUGUUGCUUUAAUUUUAACUACUCUUAAAACUUAUGUUCUUCACAACUCAAAUGUAAGCAAAACUGUGAAGUUACAAAUAUUUUCAAUACCAGUUAUUCAGAAUCUUGUAUAUCUAUAUAAUUGGAAAGGUCCAAAUAAUUGGUCAAAACAUAAAACUCAAAAUGUUAUGCCAAAUUCACAAUAUCAUGAAGAAAAAAAGGUUGUUAUUGAAAUUGUGCAUGACUUUCUAAUUGUGUUAUUAACGUCACAUCGAUAUGGAAUUAUUUUUCAUGAUCAUAUGCUUGGGAUAACAAGCGUUAAACAUAAUUACAUGGUAAAUGCAAUACUUCAAAGCUUAGAUCGACCAUGGGAAUAUGAAAAACCAUCAAAUUUAGUAAUUAAAAUAAUGACAGUAUGCCCAGAUUUAAUUAAAUCUCAAUAUAUUUUAUUGGAACCAUACAUUGAACCCAGAGUUUCAGUGAAAUGGAUUAUUGUGAUAAAAUUUGUAAGGGAGAUAGUACAAUCUGUAGAUGUAGAAACUUGUAUAAAGACAAGUUCAUUAGAAUUAAAUGCAUUUCAAUUAGCUAGUGCAAUGUUAUCUUUGACUUUACCAGAAGUAAUAUUGAAAAGAGCAAUUAUGCCAUCUUUAACCUAUUCUAAUAUAAUAGUACGACAUGAAGCAGUACUUACACUUAUAUCUAUGUUUAAUCAGAUACAAAAGUGCUUAAUAGUUACAAAAAUAGUUUAUAAAGAAGAUAGUGAUUUUUGUACUUUUAAGAAGUUCGUAACAGAAUUCAUGAUGAAGAAUGUACCUAAUUUAAAUAUGAUACUGAAAGUCUGGAGUUGUGCUUUUAUAUCAGAUUUAAUUGAAGAUAACAACAAUGAUAAGGAGUACAUCCCAGAACCAAAGAAACAUGAACAUUUAAUUGCUGUUUUAAAUUUACUACACAUGUAUAAUGAAGUAUGUCCAAAACUGUUAGACACAUCACCUGAUGUGCAACCUGAUACAUUUUUAAAUGUAUUGAAUAAAUUGGAUGAUACUAAUAAUACUGAAUUUAAUACUAUAAAAGUAAAGGCUAUACAAUUUCUAUUUAUAUUGCAUCCUAAUGAAUUUUUACCAGAUAAGGAAAUAUUUAGGGAUGCGCUAUCGUUUUUAAUAGGUGUCUUAAACGAAGAAGUAUCUACAAAAGUAACAAUUAAAACUUUAUUGAAUGCUACUGGAAUGUUUGAAGGAUGUAGUGAUCAUUUGGAUAUUUGGAUUAAUGGUUUUAUAAAUAUGAAUGAUAGAGAAGAAGUCACAAAGUGGUUUAUUCGUGCUAUAAAUAAAACCGCUCAAAAUAUUGAAAAAUAUGUAAAUAAAAUAAUUGUGGCAGAAGAAAUUCUUAAUCAAGAAAUUGUUCAUGCUGGCAGAUUAGAAAACAUAUUUAAUGAUCUAAUGAAUAAGCCUAAUGUUCAUGAAGAUUUGGCGAGUAAUAUUUUGCGUAUGCAACGCUUUACAUCAUUAUCACCUCUUUUAUGUUGUAUGUUACACAAAACAAAGAAAGAUUUACAAAUUCCAAUUUUAUCUUAUCUGUCUUACAUUUUAAUACAUACGUUGCAUUAUCAAAUAACACCUCAAUGUUUAAUACAUUUAACUAAAGAUAUAGAAACAUUGCCAGUGAAAGAGUAUUUAUUAAGCUGGUUAGACGGUAAUCAACCCGUUAAUAUUAAAAAAAUACUGCCUUCAAUGACCUUAAUAUGUAAACUGAAUUCAGUAUUUUUAAAUGAUACUAGAUUACAGCUUAAUGAAAUAUUUGAUGGCAACAGUACUGUUACUUUUGAGUAUAAUAAUGAGAAUAUAACAAUUUGCCACUCUUUGUCAACAUUUGAAAUUACAUAUUUGUUCAAAAUGACUACAUUCUAUUUAACACAAUUUACUAAACGAGGUAUCCUAACGAAAAUUCAGUAUGAUAAUCUCAAAAUUUUGUUAAUAUCAUUAUUGUAUCUUGCAAAAAAUAGUCCCGACGAUUUUAUGCUUGUGGAAGAAUGUGUGAAGUCCAUUUUUACGCAUCCUAUUAUUUUGCAUUACUUUUCACCACUUAAUAAAAAAGGCAAAGACGUCAUCAAAAAUAUGAUAACCCUUAUAAUUAUUGACGUUUGUAAUGUAACAAUUGAUUUAUGUAAAAAAUAUAAUAUUAGAAGUCUAUUCUCACAUUUUAAAAAUAAGUUUCUUAUGCAACUAUGUAAAAUGAUAGACAAACAACAGAAAGGAGAAAACGUAAAUAAUUUUGAUACCGUUACUACUUUGUUAGAGGUAUUGCAAUUAACGCCGAAAGAUAUUGUAUAUUUAUUAAAGAGGAUAAUGAAAUUAGAAAAUAGUAUGUUUGUUUCAAAUGAUCAAAAAGAUUUAUCAAUAUAUGGGUAUGCGAGUCCAAAGCUUUUAAAAUUGAUAAAUAGUAGUGAAAUGAAAUCCGAACGCAAUGCAUUCUUUAAAUUAGAUGCAGAAUUUGUUAAAUGCUUCUGUUUACAUUUGCUAUUUAUAAAAUCAAAUUGUGUUACCAAUUUUGAAAUGUGGGAAACAGCUCUACAUGGAUAUCUUUUAAAAUUUUCAUUCAAUAUAUCUGGUAUUGAUACAAGUAUAUUUACAUCAUUAUUAUCAACAACAAUUACUGAAACAACUGUUGGAUUAAUUUCAUUCCUUAUUAGUAAAAAUAUAACGUUUAUACCAGUUUUUACAGAGAGUAUAAUGAAAUCUAAUAAUAUAAAAAGAGCUAAUGUUGUAUUACCACUAAUUGAGAGUAAUUUAAACAUUAAAUGGAAUCAAGAGUUUCUACAGAAUUUGAAGAAACAUCACGAAACUGAAAUUCUGGCAUACUUGUGUAAUCCAAAAAAUACCAAAUCUUGGAUAGAAGAAAAUAUUAUGGCAACUUGCUAUUUAAUUAAAACUACAUUUCACUUUAAAACAUGUAAUGAAAUAUGUAAUACUAUUUUACACAUCGGUGACAAAUUGGAUAUGAUAUCUGAACAUUAUAUAAAGCUUCUUCAAACUAUAUACUAUAAGUGUACUGACUUGGAAACAAAGAGUGAUAAAUUUAUUAUCAAUUUGACACAAGUUCUUCUCCAUAUAACUACUUUAACUUUAAAAAGCGAGUCUAAAAAUAUUCAAAAGCUUUAUAUACUUUGUGAAGCACUGAAUGAUGCAGUUAAUCGCUUAAGAGAUAAAAGGGAAGAUUUUGUAUUUGAGGCAUUAAGUACUAACCAUUCGUGGUUGCAAUUUACACGAUUUUCUUUAAAAUUUGGUCUUAAAAAAUUAAAAAGCGGUGAAGAACCAGUACCGAUAUUAAGAACCUUAAGUAUUUUGUGUAAUAUCGCAUAUAAAAAUGACAGUAAUAAUGAAUAUGUUGAAACCUUGUUUGAAAUGACAACUUCUCAUUCUGAAUUUAUUAAUGUUAUGUUGGAAUCAUCAGAUACAAAAGGGGAUUUAGUUAAAUUGUUAUGGAUUCUUAUACAAAAAAAUAAAACAGUUAUGGCAUUAACGCAUAUACCUGUUUAUUUGGCUGCAUACAAUGCUACUUUAACUGAAGCUGAUCAAUAUAUUUUACUUAUUUUGCAAUAUUACGAAAGUAAUAAUCUUAAUAUUCACGAAUAUCGACCAUAUAUAUGGGGAAAUGCGGCUACAAUAUAUUACAGUGUAAAAGGCGAAGAAUAUACGAGUUUGUGGAGGCAACCGUCUAUUUCUCAAGUUUUAAAUUUAUUUGAAGAAGAUAUAGUAAAUAAUACGAUAAAACAUUAUCCAGUGGACAGAGCUUUGAAUAAUAAUGACUUGUGCAAGACAAAUCAUGUAUAUGAUCCAGCAUUUUAUUUACCAUUAUUAUGUUUUUUAUUGUCUGAAAAUAAUGUUGUGCCAUAUUACAAAGUUGUACAGUGUGGUGCUUUAGCAUUAACAUUUGCUGCAUGUAGCAGUAAGCAUUCUGAUAUUCGUAUGGUAGCUUAUACCGUCAUUGCAAGAUAUUAUAGUCAUUUGGAAGCUUCCAGAUGGAAAGCAAAGUUGUUAUGGAUGCGACUAAUAGACGCGCUACGUUAUGGUAUUAUAUCGCAAGAGUCUAAAUUUAAUAGUGCACGUCUAAAUUGUUUAGUUUCUACAUUUUUGGCAAGAACGUCUUUGAUUGCUACGUAUCCAUUACAUCCUCUUUAUUCAGCUUUACAAACAUUUCUGAUGGCAAAACCAGCAAUGGAUAUAAAUACGAUACCAGAAUUAUUACAACUUUUUCACAGUUCUGACGUAGAAUAUAAAGAACACAGAUAUUGGAUUUUGGAAAAUAUUCGCGAUGGUAUGAAAACAGAAAGUGAAUUGGACAUUGCUUUCAAAUGUGUUUUGUUUAAAAUGCUUUUAGAUUUUUAUAUUUCUACUCUUUCAGAUGCAAAUACAAAGAAACUUAUUCUAGAAGUCAUCGAUGUUACGUUAAAAAUUACUAAAGGCUCUGUAUUUCUUAUAGAGGGUCAUGGAUUACUUCCAUGGCUAUUUGAAGUUGCAAGAAAUUCGUACAAAUAUGGAGUACAAUAUAUUGAGCUUAUAGUGAAAAUAAUGGAUAAAAUUUUGAAUAUUAUAUUGAAUAUUAAAGGGGACACCGUCCACUACAAAUUAAUGCUUUUAAAUGUUGCAUUAUGUUUAAAGUCACAUUUAGUAAAAAAUAUUAAGAUUGGUACUUUUACUUUGUAUAUCAACAUUUUGCAAACAUUACUUCUUUCGAAAUGUAUGAAAGUAAUUGUUACUAAAGAACAUAUGACAGAGAUCCUUGAAUUUUCUAAAAAUUUGUUAGAUGAUGUAGAUGAAUGUGAAGAUAUGUUACGUUUUGGUUGUGAAUAUGUAACUAAAGUACAUUGUUUAAACAAUAAUGAUGAAAUCGAAGUAGCAAAAAAUAGCUUGAGAACAUUAGUAUGGACAUGGUGUAUUCACGAAGUAAAGCAAAACAAUAUAUAA